Messenger RNA from Fimicolochytrium jonesii, 1767 nucleotides. RefSeq lists its product as uncharacterized. The transcript is spliced from 2 exons. NCBI's taxonomy places the organism in Eukaryota, Fungi, Chytridiomycota, Chytridiomycetes, Spizellomycetales, Powellomycetaceae. The record is from RefSeq and is a predicted model, not a curated record. Bases 1 to 1767 code for a protein of 588 amino acids.
AUGCCUGUCCCCGAGAGCCCGUUGUAUCCAGGUUUCAUCGGCGACCUCUCCAGGUUCUGCGAUUUGGACGUGCUUCGCAAGCUCGCGCGCAUCUUUCCAGCUUCCGAGUUCCCAAUCGCUCGAUUGCAUCGCCGUUUCCGAACGUUCUUUGACGAUUACCUUUGCAUACCGUCGCCGUCAGAAAUCGCAGCGAGAGCGGCAUCAUGGGAGCCGGUGAACCGAAACUUUGACCACGUCGCGGAGAGUCCCGAUGGAAUAGAACCGCCACUUUCCGCAGAGGAAUACCUUCUGAAGAUAUACCUGUCCCGGCUCCAGGACUUUGCUGAUCGGUUGGAGACUUGCAAGGACAUACUGUCUGCGAACAUGGUGUCUCCGGAAAUCGGCUCUACUGGUGCCAAAGUAUUGCUCUCGCGUCGACUGGCGGUGUCAAACGAUCAGUACGCUCUGCCCCCCGAUGCCGUCCAUCAUGUUCUGCACUCCGUCGUAUCCAUCCCGAAGGCGUCGAUGGCGUCGAAAGCGUCUGAUGCAGGCAGUGCUGUUGGGGAAUGCACCCUGAUAUACCUGGAAGCUUGCGCUCUCACGCCGGGCGAUUUCACUCACGGAUCUGCGUCUCUACACCACCUCUUCCGCCUCUGGUGGCCACUACUGUUGCCAUUCGUUCAUCGCGAUGCAAUCCUGCUUGCAGGGUUAUGGCCGAAUACUGAUGGUGGGAUGCACACAAUCAGCAUUUUCGAUGACGAGGAGAGGCGUCGGGAAAUCCGAAACUGGCGCUCUCAGCUUAACAUUCGAACGUCAAAUCACAGCACCGAUGGAAACUAUGUGAAACCUAGUUUGAAUUGGGGCGAUACUGAGAAUGAUCUGUGUACAGCCGAAAUCGAUCGUAUUUGGAAUGAUUUGGAAAGAACGCUGUUCGGUCGCGCUCAUUACAAUCUGUCAAUAUCGACGCAUCUGCUGGAUUCGCUUAUCAGCACUAUCCGCAAAAUGCAGUGGCGGGCUCGUAACAGUUGGCCUCUAAGUAUUGAAGGAAAGCCAGAAACGUACGGAACACUUUCCCUGGCGUCAGCGUUCGCCAAGGAUACGAAGCCAAGUGACGAAGUGGCACAACCCGCCUUAGACCUGAACCGGAUGCAAACCGCGCUGCCCGGCUACGACGCUUGGAUACAAACCAGCAACAUCACCGUCGUUGACGGCCUCUCCACGUCGGGGUUGGUCACGGCGUGUGCCACCUUUGACCAAGUGAAGGUUGUGUUUGACAUGUCUUGCGCAAGCUGCUCAGGAGAUGCGACCCAGCUUUCGCCAACACGCAUCUCUUUUGAAAUGUCCUACUUCUGGAGGGAUGGACCUGGCCCAAUCCUUCUCGAGAAUCACAUGUGCAUAGUCGCCGACGUCCCUGCGGUGGACGAAAAACCAGCCACUAGAAUCACGCUCAUAGACACAAAGUGUUCGGCGAGGGAUGCGGGUCAUGAUCACCGGCGCUGGCCUGCUAUUGUAGACCUGAUGCAUGAACUUGGGGUCAGGGUCCCUCACAAUGCUCCAAAACCCGAAACCCUCUCGCCUCGUACAAGGUACACACCGCAUAUUGGGUGGACACCAGACAACUUUUUCCGCUGGCUAGUCGCAUUUUGCUGCACCGCCUUCCCUCACGUUCUCAUUCAGUACUUCGACCCUGAUUUGGAGUUCGGACUGAUCGAUAUUUCGCCAGUGGCCGAUGACGGAAUCUUGAACGUUGCGGCUUAUGCGGUGUGGCAUGACCCUAUAACGAUUUGA